CUGUUUCACUACAUUUCCUCUCCUUGUCAUCUUCGCCAAAACAAUGUCUACUACUUUCAAAUUCGUAGUCUUCAUUGGACUUCUCAUCACAAAUACUUUUCAAGUAUCAUUUUCCUCUGUUAUUUCAACCGGAGAUUUCAACAAGGACUUCUCUGUAGCAUGGUCUCCGAGCCAUGUAUACACCACUGCUGAUGGCAGGACAAGAAGCUUGAAACUAGACCAAGAAUCUGGAUCUGGUUUUGCUUCGAACCAGAUGUUCUUAUUCGGGCAGAUUGAUAUGCAAAUAAAAUUAGUACCAGGUCAUUCAGCAGGCACAGUUGUGGCAUUUUAUCUCUCAUCGGAUCAACCUAAACGUGAUGAGAUAGAUUUUGAAUUCCUUGGAAAUGUGAGUGGCCAACCAUAUAUUCUUCAAACAAAUGUUUAUGCUGAUGGGAAUGAUGAUCGUGAAGAGAGGGUUUAUCUCUGGUUUGAUCCAACAAAAAACUUCCAUACUUAUUCGGUCUUGUGGAACCUUCACCAAAUUGUGUUCAUGGUGGAUUGGAUUCCUAUCAGACUUUACAGAAACCAUGCAGACAAAGGAGUAGCAUAUCCUAGGUGGCAGCCGAUGAGCAUCAAAGCCAGCCUAUGGAACGGCGACAGCUGGGCAACACGAGGCGGGAAAGACAAAAUUGAUUGGUCAAAGGGUCCCUUCAUAGCUUCCUUCAGGAAUUAUAAGAUCGAUGCUUGCCCUUGGAAUGGAAAUCCAAGGUUUUGUAGGGCAGAAAGCUCUACUAAUUGGUGGAACAAGGAAAGAUAUAGCACUUUAACAUCUACACAAAGAAGGUGGUUCAAGUGGGUCAGGUUGCACCACAUGAUCUACGACUACUGUCAAGAUAACAAGAGAUUCCAAAAUAACCUCCCAAAAGAAUGUUCUCUUCCUAAGUACUGAUAGAAAACGAGUUAUUUAUUUGUCUUUCUUCUUAUAAUUUGCUUAUCAUUAAAUGUUAUUGCCUAAAUAACAACUUGGAAGGUUUCGAAUUCUUGGUGAAA
This is a messenger RNA of Populus nigra (black poplar), 1029 nucleotides long. Its product is annotated as probable xyloglucan endotransglucosylase/hydrolase protein 10. Gene Ontology annotation, biological process: xyloglucan metabolic process; cell wall biogenesis. Gene Ontology annotation, molecular function: xyloglucan:xyloglucosyl transferase activity; hydrolase activity, hydrolyzing O-glycosyl compounds. The record is from RefSeq and is a predicted model, not a curated record. NCBI's taxonomy places the organism in Eukaryota, Viridiplantae, Streptophyta, Magnoliopsida, Malpighiales, Salicaceae. Bases 44 to 928 code for a protein of 294 amino acids. Gene Ontology annotation, cellular component: cell wall; apoplast. The transcript is spliced from 4 exons.